AUGGCGGAAGAGCAUGGAUUUCAAGCAUCCGAAGGCCACCGUUUGUGUGCAAAUAAUUGCGGAUUUUUUGGCAGCCCUGCUACUAAAGAUUUAUGUUCUAAAUGUUACGGGGAUCUUUUCCUGAAAGAGACACAAAAGAAUUCAAAAUCCAGCGGUUCUCCUUUAUUUACAUCACCGCCUUUGGUUGCGCCGUCGUCAUCCGUGGUGGAGACGUGGCCAACAGUAUCCUUGCCGGAUAAUUCUCCUGUGGCGGUGCAACCUGUGGUGGAGCACCAGCCCAGCAGGUGCUUUACGUGCAGGAAGAAGGUGGGGUUAAUAGGUUUCAGGUGUAGGUGUGGGACCACCUUCUGCGGGAGUCACCGGUACCCGGAACAACAUGGAUGUACCUUUGAUUUCAAGGCCAUGGGGAAGGAGGCCAUUGCGAAGGCCAAUCCUGUGGUCAAAGCUGAGAAGUUGGAGAAGAUAUGA
Molecule: messenger RNA, 468 nt
Organism: Fraxinus pennsylvanica
Lineage: Eukaryota; Viridiplantae; Streptophyta; Magnoliopsida; Lamiales; Oleaceae
Source: the annotation of a GenBank genome assembly